Triticum turgidum subsp. durum (durum wheat) is the source of this 1134-nucleotide messenger RNA. The record is from the annotation of a GenBank genome assembly. Lineage: Eukaryota; Viridiplantae; Streptophyta; Magnoliopsida; Poales; Poaceae.
AUGAGCUCGCCGGCGGCCGCCGCCGCGCCGCUUCCCCCGGACGAUCUCCUCCGGGAGAUCCUGCUCCGCCUCCCGCCGGAGCCGCUCCACCUCUUCCGCGCCUCCUUCGUCUCCAAGCACUGGCGCGGCCUCGUCCACGACGCCCGCUUGCUCCGCCGCUUCCGCGAUUUCCACGGCGGCACGCCUCCCGUGCUCGGCUUCCUCAACCAGAAAGGGCCUCCCUUCUUCGUCCCCACCUCCGGCGGCUUCGCGCUCUCCACUGCUUCGAUGUCCCCCGAUGACUGGUGGGCCUACGACUGCCGGCACGGUCGCGCCCUCUUUUGGAGCUGCCGCACUGGGACGCUGCUCGUCUGGGACCUCGUGACCGGCGACGAGCGCUACCUGCCGUUCCCCGCGCAGGCCUCUCAUGGGUGCUUCGAGUACAAUGCCGCAGUUCUGUGCGCGGCUGGCCACACCGACCACGGCGACUGCCAUUCCUGCCCGUUUCUCGUGGCGUUCGUGUUCAGUCACCAGUCCAAUUUCAUCACCUCCGCAUGCGUCUUCUCGUCCGAGACCGGUUUCUGGGGUGAGAUCACUUCCAUUGUUAUACCACAUGCAUUAGUUCAGGCAAAGCCGACGGCUCUGGUUGGAAACACACUCUACUGGCUGUUGGAUAAUGACAGUAUCAUUGAGUUCGAUUUGGAUAAGCAUAGCUUGGAUUUAGUUGAGGAGCUGCCAUAUGGCUAUGAUCAGAUUAUCAUCAUGCCGACAGAGGAUGAGUGCCUUGGUUUAGCCGGAGUGGAACGAUUCAAUCUCCAUCUGUGGUCAAAGUUGGCGAGCAUUGACGGGGUAGUGACAUGGACACACCAAAGGGUGAUUGAUCUCAAAAAGUUUCUUCCCCCCGAAGUAGUGGCAGGGUAUAUGGUUCAAGAUAUUCGAGCGGAGGCAUUUGGCUAUGCGGAAGAUGCUGAUGUGAUCUUCAUUGAUGUGUAUCCUAGCAUCUACAUGAUCCAUCUCAAGUCCAUGAAGGUCAAGGAGGUGGAGGUGUCAGGCAAACGCAUCUGCAGAUACAUUUUUCCUUACUCAAGUUUCUACGCUCCAGGAAUUACCAUUGGUGGUGGAAAAGAUCAAGCUGAACUGUUGAACAACAGUUGA